This is a messenger RNA of Vicugna pacos (alpaca), 3959 nucleotides long. The record is from RefSeq and is a predicted model, not a curated record. NCBI's taxonomy places the organism in Eukaryota, Metazoa, Chordata, Mammalia, Artiodactyla, Camelidae.
GAGGGAGAAGGCUCUGAUCUGUUCAUUAGCACAGGCAGGUGGAGGUGGAAACUGCACUCAGUAAACUCCAGGUGCCCAUUAGUCUCAGCCAGAUCCACCUGGGGAAUCACUGCUGGCUGUUUAGACAAAAAGUCCUGGGUUUCUGCUCAAGAGAGAUCCUUACUGGAAGGCAGCAUGUCCAAUUUCACCUUGAGAAAAGCAUCUCCCACAGGAAACGAUAUGAAGGGUACCACUCAGGGGAUCACAUUGAGGCAGCAGGGUUUUCAUGAGGUGAACAAAAGAAGGGCUUUGUUACAGGAUAACAGCUGGAUAAAGAAACGUCCUGAAGAAGAAAGAGAAGAAAAUUAUGGUAGGGCGGUGCUCCAGCGACAUAACUCCCACGAUGCCUUGGACAGGAACACAAAUGAGAGAGAUGAGCCAAAAGCCACAAUCAGUCGGUACAGAUCUGAUGACACUUUGGACAGGAUUUCAGACAGAAAUGAUGCUGCUAAGACAUAUAAAGCCAAUACCUUGGAUAACCGACUAACCAACAGAAAUGGGUCCACGUUUCGAUCACCGGAAGCGACAAAGACGCAGCCUGGAGGUUUGUUCAGCGCAAAUGCCACCAACACCCCAGCUCCCACCGCUGCUACGACUCCUGUAAAGAAAAAGAGACAGUCCUGGUUUCCACCGCCCCCUCCAGGUUAUAAUGUCACUCCAAGCACAGGAUCAAGCAGAAGGGAACCAACUGUUCACCCUCCAAUACCUCCCAAACCCAGUUCUCUUGUUUCAUCUCCUAACCAGCUGAGGCAGGAUAACAGGAGUCAGGAUCUUGAGAACAUCGUCACAGUGGCCACUUCACUUCAGAAAGCUGACAAGGGUGAAGAAUUGGAUAAUCUCAUCAAAAUGAACAAAAGCUUGAACAGAAAUCAAGGUCUUGAUGGUCUCUUCAGAGGAAAUCUUAAGGCAGAGCCAACAGAGAAAAGAGCCAAAAGCCUUGAAAAUCUCAUCUUUGGGAAUCCCCAGACAGACAAAGAUGGCAAAGGAAACCAAGACCUUGGGAGUCUUAUUAAAGUUAAUCAGAGGACUGACAAAAAUGGAAAAGUGUCCGUAAAUCUUGACAACAUUUUAAAAGUGGAUCUCCAAAAUGACAGAGAUAGCCAAGAGAAACAAGAUCUCAAUGGGCUUAUUAAAGUGAAUCCUGAAACAAAUAAAAAUAUCAAGAGGGGCCAGAGCCUUGACAAUCUCAUCAAAGUGAGUCCUGAAGUAAACAGAGGUAACCCAGGUUCCAAAGACCUCGACAAUCUCAUCAAAGCGAAUCCAAGAACAGGAAACAACGGGCAAGGGGGCCAAAGUCUUGACAGCCUCAUCAAAGUGGCUCCUGAAACAAACAGAACUAACCAAGGGAACCGAGACCUGGACAAUCUUAUCAAAGUGAUUCCCUCAGCAAAUAAAAGCAGUGAACAAGGUCUUGAUAGACUUAUUAAUGUAAGCCUCAAAGCUGUCAAAGACACGACUGGGAGUCAAGAUCUUGAUAAGCUCAUCAAAGUGAAUCCGGAAACUCUCACCAACGACCGAAGAAACCAGGAUCUCGAUAACCUCAUCAAAGUGAACCCUGAAGUAAUCAGAAGUAAUCAAAGCAAAGCUUUGGACAGUCUUAUUAAAGUGAAACCUUCAGCUCUCAGAGACACAAAGCGAGACCAGAACCUGGAAAAUUUAACUGAAGUAAAUUCAAACAUGUCUAAGAAUAAGAAUGGAAAGCAAGAUGGCCAAGUCAAUGGAUCUACUGAUGCUUUAAACAAUCCGUCCACUAAAGCCAUUGCCUAUUCUUAUGAAGCCAAGAAGACUCGCAGCUCCAACGCCGAAACUAGGCAUGUGGGACCAAAGGACACUGUUGUGUACACAAGGACAUACAUGGAGAAUAGUAAAUCACCAAAGGAUGGCUAUCAGGAGAAUAUCUCUGGAAAAUACAUACAAACUGUUUAUUCAACUUCAGAUAGGUCUGUCAUUGAAAGAGAUAUGUGCACUUACUGUCGAAAACCCUUGGGCACAGAAACUAAGAUGAUUUUAGAUGAAUUACAAAUUUGCUGCCAUUCCACUUGCUUCAAGUGUGAAAUAUGCAAACAGCCUUUGGAAAACCUACAAGCCGGUGACAGUAUUUGGAUUUAUAAGCAGACAAUACAUUGUGAACCUUGCUAUUCAAAAGUUGUAGCAAAGUGGAUUCAGUAAUCCUGGAACAUGAAAAUCAAGAUGAAAGCAUUCAUUAAGGAAUUAAAAUGUUUCUUUUAAGAACAUGCAAUCUAGAAAAGCUUUUAUACCAACGAUUGGCUCUUGUAUAGAAUUAACAGUUCUGCUACUGCGUAAAUACUCUAAGUGCCUUCACUAAGGUCACAAACAUAAAGGGAACCAUCUGGUAUCUGGUAAAAUUUAGUGAUGAAAACUUCAAGUGGUUCUAGUUACUAGUAUCAAAGAAAGGAUGCUUCUGAUGGCAGUGUUGUCAGCUUUGACCAGAUCCAUCUCUGCUCUGUUGGGCUGUGUGUCAUGGUUUCCAUUAUAGGCAAGUUUCCCAUUUUCUCACUUUUGUUUCCUGAAGAAUUUCAAUUUGCAGACAUUUUUGACAUUGUUACAAAACUGUUACAGAAGCAAGAUAUGCUUCCUUUAUAUACAAAAGAAAUAUUCAUAGAACUUUGACAGAAAGAUAAAUUUUGGCAGAAAGAGUUAGCAUAUAAUGUUGGAUGGACCUCAAAAAAUCACUUAAACUCUUUCAGAUUUCUAUGCUAUUAUUUGUAAUAUGAGGGGCAUUGGGCACAAUGAUUUCUAAGGUCGCUCUCUGCUCCAAAACCGUCAGACUGUAAACCUGACUAGUUUUUGUUUUCUCUUUAGUAGCAUAGCUGAAUAUGUGUUUGUUAAGCAUAUUGAACUAGAUAGAAUAUCUGAAAAAUUGAACCUUAGUGUCAUCCUUCCAUUUAUCACAGAUAUAAGUUUUAUAGAAUGUAUUUUAAGAACCGAAAGAUGUGGAUUUAUGGGAAAUGGGUGAAAUCAUAUGACUGGUUUACGUAUUAUAAUUUGUUAAGUUUUCUUUGCAUGCAUUUCAAAAUCUGGAUUUACAAAUAGUCUCUGAGAAACAAUGGUUAUGGACUACAAAGACAUGUUCCUUAGCACGUUACAUCUAUUCCUAUUACAUAGCACUUCAUAGUUACAGAAGGCUUGUGAAAAUAAAACAGUCCGUUACACUGAAUCUUUGUGUGCAGUGUCUGUAUCACUCACUAACAUUGAUACUGUCAAGUAGAGUGAUCACAGCUUAUUAUAUUCUGUGCCAUGCUGCUUAACGUUAAUUUUUUAAGUGCUCAAGCUAUACCUUAUAUUUUUAAAGAGCUUUUUCUUAAGGAAUUAAAAAUUCAAUAAUCAUGUGAAGAACUAGCACUAUUACUAAAAUUGAGACAUUGAACUUAAAAACUAUUUUCUGUGCAGAUAGAAGCUGCUCUCAAAGAAGGCAUAUGGAACAUUGAGGGGGUGGAAUUCUAGGGAGGUUAAGGCAGUUGUAAAACAUUGACAUAAACUAAGGAGAAUAAAAAAUAAUCACGUAUUUUCUAAAUGUUGAUAAAUGUAAAGAAUUAUUCUUCUGUAUAAUGAUUUCAAGCAUCUAUUCCUCUUGGACACUGGUCCACAAAGUGUUAAACGCUAAAUGCUUGUCAAAAUACGGCAAUGUGUAAUCAUUGUCCUAUGGAGAGGGAGCCAGAAAAAAACAAUUAAUAAUAAUUUGAUAUUCAUUAAUUCAUGCUUGAUGAGAAGCAGUGGUAAUUGAGCCAUAUGUUUUAUUGUUCUUUUAUUACAUGCUAUCAGAGCAGAUCAAAAGAAAUAAUUUUCUUAGAGUGGGAAUUCAUGGCAGGAAAGGACGAAUGGAAUAGUUUCCCUCCCUUUUAGAUAAAGUGCAUUAUCAUCUCAAUGCCUUUGUAGUAAUUAAAAAUCAUUUGAAUAUC